UUAGAACGAAAAUGGCGAAGUUGAUGUUCGUGCGGAUUGUUUUCGUUUCGACGCGCAAUGUUCCUUUGCAUUUCCAGAAAUCCGUGCUUAAUAUGAAUGGCUUUUGCGCUCAAGUCCGCGUAAAACGCGAUAUCUAGGGAAUCCGGCUUACUAAAUACGUGAUUUGUGUACAUUUCUUGAUCAACUCAUAAGAAGCCAUCAGGAUCGGGGGAACUGUCAAACUUUAGCUUGCCGAUUUUAGCGCGCUAAUGGUUUGUUUUCGUCUUGACGCCGACGAGAAAAGUGUGCACACAUAACUUGUGAUAGUGAGUUCUCCGAUUUAAGUUGAAAGCGUGCUUUUGUCAGUGUAGCAAGUGUGCAUAAUGUGCAGUUUGAGAAUGAAGCAAACUUCGGGAAAAGUGUUUCGCGCCCGUGAAAAUCCGUGAUGAACGAAACACGUUGACGUGAUUUUAGUGUUGGCUUGUUUGUGCAACUACCCUCUGAACAAUAUCCUGUUAGUUAUCGAGAACCAAACAGAAUGGGCUCUAAUGAUUUUGAUGUGGAGCUGUUCGAGCAGCGGCUCGCCAACCUCAAGGAUACACAAGAAGGUAUCCAGCAAAUGUCGUCGUGGUGCCUGCAACAGCGGGCACACCAUAAGAAGAUUGUCAGUAGUUGGCUGAAUGUUCUGAAGCAAGUGCGGGUGGAACACCGGUUGACGCUUUUCCAUCUCGCCAAUGAUGUCAUUCAGUACAGCAAGCGGAAAAAUUAUGAAUUCGUGGAGAGUUGGGGCACAACACUGCAAAAGGCAACAACGAUGGUCAGGGAUGAAAAAGUGCGGAAUAAGAUUUUCAGAAUUCUGAAAAUUUGGGAACAGCGACAGAUAUAUUCGGAGGAGUAUCUCAGUGAUCUGAACGGGCUGCUUAGCAUGAACCCCGUUAAAAAAACACAACAGUCGAGUAUUGAAUCGGGUGAUGACUUUCAGGCAUCAAUAUUAAUAGCGAAUAUAAAAGACUGCGUUCGACUUGAACAACACACAGAUAGAAGUUUUAAACAUUUACCAAAAGAAGCACCAAAUUGUGAUGCCGAAUCAAUAAAAAAUACGUUAAAAGACAGAAGUCGAGCGGAGGAGGUUGAAAAACAAUUGGACGAGUAUGUGGCGGCGUUAGAGUCUUAUGUGAAAAGUUUGAGCUCAGAAAUAAAGUGUCGCAGUGCCCUUGUGACGAACAUGGAUCAUGGUCAAACAUUCUAUGCGAAUCAAAGGGGGGAAGUCAAAGUAGUAGUUAAUGCUUACAAAAAUUUUGGAAACCGAAUAAAAGUGAUGAAGAAAAAGUUAGAGGAAAUAGCCCCUACACUCCCUAGUCCGAUACCAUCUCCAGAUAUCAACGCACCGUCCCCAGAGCCAGAUGCUGAUAUUAUACUUCCUGAUGAGCAAAAUAGUAUUUGUGCGAGUAUGUUCAAGAAUUCAUCAAAUGGUUAUAACAGCUACAUGGACACUACAUUGCCUUUUGAUAUAAAUGAUUUCAAGCGGGAUAGUCCGAGGCACUCAUAUGAUGGUAGCUCAAGUAGUACACAACCAAUACAAGUGAUAAACAGCCGUUUGGAAGAAAAGAACAUUUCAAAUUUCAAUAUGGACGACUAUUUCAAGCCUGUAAAUAGCGGAAACGCCUACCCUACAACCACUCCAUUACCGGUUCCACCAGUUCCCAGAUAUGAAAGAUCUCAAUCUGGAAUUUCCUCCUAUAGUGAUAGUUAUAGCGAUGGCGCUUACAAUCCACUUGAUACGCCCUAUACAAAUGAUUCCAAUUAUCUGUCGAGUGCAUCAAGCAGCUACGACGGGAACAUGCCACUAAUGCCACCGCCUCCAAUGCCUCCAGGAUUAACUGGUCAAAAUGACGAUUUCUCUUCAUGGGAUUUAGAAAUGUCUUGGAAUUCAGCAAAUUCUUCAAAUCCAUUCAAUCAUGUGAUUGAGACCCCCACAUCGCCCCCAAGUUUUGAACGAGAAGGCGUGAACACAAAUGUGAUUGAGUAUGUUGAUCGGAGUCGUGAACCUGUUUUAAGCUCUGUGGAAGACGUUGAUCACCGGCAGUUGCAUUUGCCUCCCACUGCGAAUGUUCCAUUAUCAAUGACGAAAGAAAAAGGAAGAUCAGUUGACAUCGACCACCGCAAUCUUAUUUCCUUGACGGGUUCUCCUGGACCGAAAUUACCUAACGACAUUAAGAAAAAUGAAACAGCCAUUUGGUCUUCAGAAGAUAAGGAUUUACGGCCGAAUUUACUGCAUCCAUUUCCCGUAUCAACAAACAAAAAUAUUCCUUUAUCGACAAUUGAUACGGAUUAUAGGCAACAAUUUCCAAAUAUCAAAGAUAUACCGCUGGAUGAUUCAGCUGUGGCAACUCCCUCAAUGCCAGUGCCUCCUUUAGAACCGCCCAAUUUCCCAAUAUUGAAUGAGUUUUUAGAGUCUCCUAACCAAAUUGACAUGUCCAUGCCACCUCCUGGCAUUGUAAAAAGUGAUACUCCUAAAAGUAAAAGCCUAUCUCCGCAGAAAAAUACAGGAAAACCAGCUGCUUCGAAGGGCAAUGGUAAUGACAAUGUAGAGAGUAUAGAUAUGGAAAUGUCAGAUGAAGAUCAAGAGGAUCCGAAUAGGGAUUUGUUCGAAGAAACGGAAAUCUUCGGUGGAGAUUUGGGAGUCGACUCACCUCCAAUUAAUGAUACUGCGACCCCAGCUUUUUCCACUCCCACACAGGCACCGUUCCGACCACCACUACUCAAAACCCCCGAUUUCCCUCCGAGUCCCAACAUGCCGUGGGAAAAUACAAAACAAUUGGUCCACCCAAAUCUAGGCAAUAAUGGAACACCGGAAUUGAAUGCUAGUCCAAUUAAUCCUUGGAAAUCGCCACGGAUGACACCACCAGGUAUUGGUGGACACAUCCCGACGCAACCACCGCCUUUUAGAAUGCCAGGUAAUCAAUCAUUUCUACGAGGUGGUUUUGUUUCACCGCCAAUGAGGGGAUUUCCGCCACAAAUGAAACAAAAUUUCCGAAGUCCUCUGAUGCGUCCUCCGCGCAAUAAUUCGCCAUAUUUCAACAAUCGUGGACGAGGUGCAGGCAUUCUGCCGCCCUCAUCAAAUCCAUUCAGAAACCCUCAGAAUGCAUUUCGAGGGAAAUUUAGAGGUGGUGGAAACUGGUAACUAAAUAGGAUAUUUUAAUGAUGUUGCAGCAGGAUAAUUUGUUACAGGACGGGAGAAUAUUUUAUAGAAUUCGAAAACAUUGGGAGAAAUAUGUAAUUUACCUAAAUAGUGACUGUAUUAUGUACAAAAGGUAUGUGUGACUGCGAAUUCGUGAGAAUGACCUAAUAUAAUGCUAGGCAUAGGUAAUGGACACAAAACUAUUCUCUAGUUUGUUUAUGUCGAAAAUGCUAUCAAAGUAAUAUUACGAAAUGAAGUAUCCGAUUUUAUUGAAAUCUCACUGAAUAAACAGAAACAGAAAGAAAAGAACAUACUUUUGCUUUCAUUGCAUUGUAUUUUACGAAAUGCGGUUAAUUUAAUUUUUCACUGUAAAAAUAAAAUAAUGAUAACGAAUAAUAUUUGAAAAGACUUAAGUAUGAAUGGAAAUAUUUCAUAUUGUCAAUGUACCAGUUAGGAUAAUAUAUAUAACAAGCGUACUUUGCUCUGUAAAUAGGAUUUAACUUCUUUGAUUUUAUCGGAACGAGCGUAGAAUACGUUUAGCUUUCCCGUUGGAAAAAUGCUGCAAAGAAAGUCAUGUCAUCUUUAAUUGUAAAAAAUGUAUGAACUGUAAAAUGAGAUGUUAUUUCUUCGAUCACAGACAUUAUUUCCUUUUGCUGUGAAAUAAUCACCUUAGAUUGAUAAA
Hermetia illucens (black soldier fly) is the source of this 3842-nucleotide messenger RNA. RefSeq lists its product as uncharacterized. The coding region runs from base 518 to 3163 and encodes 881 amino acids. The transcript has 13 exons. Lineage: Eukaryota; Metazoa; Arthropoda; Insecta; Diptera; Stratiomyidae. Gene Ontology annotation, cellular component: RNA polymerase II, holoenzyme. The record is from RefSeq and is a predicted model, not a curated record. Gene Ontology annotation, molecular function: RNA polymerase II complex binding. Gene Ontology annotation, biological process: mRNA 3'-end processing.